Metopolophium dirhodum (rose-grain aphid) is the source of this 5678-nucleotide messenger RNA. RefSeq lists its product as uncharacterized. Gene Ontology annotation, molecular function: DNA binding. The coding region runs from base 308 to 5113 and encodes 1601 amino acids. Gene Ontology annotation, biological process: tachykinin receptor signaling pathway. NCBI's taxonomy places the organism in Eukaryota, Metazoa, Arthropoda, Insecta, Hemiptera, Aphididae. The record is from RefSeq and is a predicted model, not a curated record. The transcript is spliced from 12 exons.
CCAUGACGUACCUGGGCGAGUGUCGGGCGCGGUGCGUGACGGGUGAAGACGCUUUAGGUCUCACAUUUCUGCGUGUCAGACUGUAGUAUAGAGAUUUACAUAUAGUGUCGUAUAUUAUAAAUCAGUGCUAUGGAGUGACGAAGCCAUUAGAAAAGUAUACUACGACGCCAUAGAGUGACGACGUUAUCAGACAAGUAUACUCCGACGCUACCGGCUACGGCGGCGUGGGGACAACUACUGUCAACUAGUGCCUAGAGCAAUCUUAAACUAGACAGUAAACAAUAAACACUAAAAGCUAAUCAGGAACAUGAUGGAAGAAAACGAAAUCUUCGAAUUCGAUAUUGGUGAUAAAGUCCUUGCUUACUACAGUGGAUUGCUUUACGAGGCAACAUGUAAAGACCGGCGAUUUUCGGACGAAGGAGUAAUUCAGUACUAUGUUCACUACAAGGGUUUUAAGAAAAAAUGGGAUGAAUGGUCUGAUUAUGAUGAGGUGUUGGCAAUUAAUAAAAUUAAUUUGGACCAUAAGAAAAAUAUAGAAUCUGUUCGGAAAACUUGUGGAUCAAAACGAGUAAAAAAAUCUCAAGGACCAAGGAAGACAGAUAAUGGUACUUCCGCAAAACAAGAAAAAAGAAAACGAGGCAGGCCAAAAAAAAAUGUAGAACAAUCCGCUGGGCCAGCUUCAACAAAAUUUGUAGAACUAGCUACAGCAAAAUUUGUAGAAAAAUCUUCAGCAAAAUUUACAAUUCCAGCUUCCGCACAAUUAAAAAACCUAUCCGUGAAAGUAAUAGACAUACUAAAAUAUGCAGAACCUGCCACAUCACAAUUUGCAGGGCUAGCUUUGCCGCCAUUCGUAAAACUAGCAGUAGAAAAGUCUGACACGCAAAAAUUAGCAGAACCAGCUACAGCACAAUUUGUAGAACCAGCCGUUGAAAAAUCUGCUGAUUCAGCCAUACUAAAAUUUGAAGAACCUACUACAACACAAUUUGCUGGGUUAGUUCCGGCACAAUUCGCAGAACUAGCCGUAGAAGAUUCAGACGUACAAAUAUUUGCAGAACCAGCUCCAGCACAAUUUGCAAAAAAAUCUUCAGCAAAAUUUACAGUGCCAGCUUCCGCACAAUUAAAAAACCUAUCUGUGAAAUUAAUAGACAUACUAAAAUAUGCAGAACCUGCCACAUCACAAUUUGUAAAACCAGCUGUAAAAAAAUCUGCUGAAUCAGCCAUACUAACAUUUGAAGAACCCACCACAACACAAUUUGCUGGGCUAGUUCCGGCACAAUUUGCAGAACUUGCCGUAGAAGAUUCAGACAUACAAAAAUUUGCAGAACCAGAUUCAGUACAACUCACAGAACCAGCUGUAGAAAAAUCUGCUGAAUCAGCCAUACUAACAUUUGAAGAACCCACCACAACACAAUUUGCUGGGUUAGUUCCGACACAAUUUACAGAACUAGCCGUAAAAGAUUCAGACACACAAAAAUUUGCAGAACCAGAUUCAGUACAACUCACAGAACCAGCUGUAGAAAAAUCUGCUGAAUCAGCCAUACUAACAUUUGAAGAACCCACCACAACACAAUUUGCUGGGCUAGUCCCGGCACAAUUCGCAGAGCUAGCCGUAGAAGAUUCAGACAUACAAAUAUUUGCAGAACUAGAUUCAGCACAACUCACAGAACCAGCUGUAGAAAAAUCUGCUGAAUCAGCCAUACUAACAUUUGAAGAACCCACCACAACACAAUUUGCUGGGCUAGUCCCGGCACAAUUCGCAGAGCUAGCCGUAGAAGAUUCAGACAUACAAAUAUUUGCAGAACUAGAUUCAGAACAACUCACAGAAUCAUCUACAGCACAAUUUGCAGAACCAGUCGUAGAAAAAUCUGCUGAAUCAUCUAUACUAACAUUUGAAGAACCUACCACAACACAAUUUGCAGGGCUAGUCCCGGCACAAUUCGCAGAGCUAGCCGUAGAAGAAUCAGACAUACAAAUAUUUGCAGAACUAGAUUCAGAACAACUCACAGAAUCAUCUACAGCACAACUCACAGAACCAGCUGUAGAAAAAUCUGCUGAAUCAGCCAUACUAACAUUUGAAGAACCCACCACAACACAAUUUGCUGGGCUAGUCCCGGCACAAUUCGCAGAGCUAGCCGUAGAAGAUUCAGACAUACAAAUAUUUGCAGAACUAGAUUCAGAACAACUCACAGAAUCAUCUACAGCACAAUUUGCAGAACCAGUCGUAGAAAAAUCUGCUGAAUCAUCUAUACUAACAUUUGAAGAACCUACCACAACACAAUUUGCAGGGCUAGUCCCGGCACAAUUCGCAGAGCUAGCCGUAGAAGAAUCAGACGUACAAAUAUUUGCAGAACCAGAUUCAGCACAAUUCGCAGAAUUAGCAACAGCACAAUUUUCAAAACAAGCUGUAGAAAAAUCUCCUGAAUCAGCCAUACUAACAUUAAAAGAAUCUGCCACAACACAAUCCUCAGAACUGGCUGUAAAAGAAUCAGACAAACAAAUAUUUGCAGAACCAGAUUCAACACAAUUUACAGAAGCAGCCGUAGAAAAAUCCACUGAAUCAGCCAUACAAAUAUUUGGAGGGCCAUCUACAUCACAAUUUGCAGGACCAUCUACAUCACAAGUUUCAGGGCUAGCUUCGGCACAAUUCGCAGAACUAGUAGUAGAAGAAUCUGACAUACAAAAAUUUGCAGAACCAGAUUCCGCACUAUUCGCAGAACCAGCUGUAAAAAAAUCUGUUGAAUCAGCCUUACAAAUAUUUGGAGGGCCAUCUACUUCACAAUUUGCAGGACCAUCUACAUCACAAUUUGCAGGACCAUCUACAUCACAAUUUUCAGGGCUAGCUUCGGCACAAUUCGCAGAACUAGUAGUAGAAGAAUCUGACAUACAAAAAUUUGCAGAACCAGCUGUAAAAAAAUCUGUUGAAUCAGCCUUACAAAUAUUUGGAGGGCCAUCUACUUCACAAUUUGCAGGACCAUCUACAUCACACUUUUCAGGGCUAGCUGCGGAACAAUUCGCAGAACUAGUAGUAGAAGAAUCUGACAUACAAAAAUUUGCAGAACCAGCUGUAAAAAAAUCUGUUGAAUCAGCCUUACAAAUAUUUGGAGGGCCAUCUACUUCACAAUUUGCAGGACCAUCUACAUCACAAUUUUCAGGGCUAGCUUCGGCACAAUUCACAGAACUAGUAGUAGAAGAAUCUGACAUACAAAAAUUUGCAGAACCAGAUUCCGCAUUAUUCGCAGAACCAGAUGUAAAAAAAUCUGUUGAAUCAGCCUUACAAACAUUUGCAGAACCUGCCAUUACACAAUUUGCAGAACUAGCUGUAGAAGAAUCAGACAUACUAGAAUUUGCAGAAAAAUAUUUUGCACCAUUCACAGAACCAGCUACAGCACAAUUUACAGGACCAGCUGUAGACAAUUCUGCUGAAUCAGCCAUACAAACAUUUGCAGAUCCCGCCACAACACAAUUUGCAGGGCCAGCUUCGGCACAAUUCGCCGAACUAGCCGUAGAAGAAUCAGACUUACUAAAAUUUGAAGAACCAUAUUUGGAACUAUUCACAGAUACAGCUACAUCACAAUUUUCAGAACUAGCUAUAGAAAAAUCAGCUGAAUCAGCCAUACAAACAUUUGUAGAACCCGCCACAACACCAUUUGCAGAGCCUACUUCUUCACAAUUCUCAGAACUAGAUGUAGAAGAAUCAGACAUACAAAUAUUUGCAGAACCCCCUACAACACAAACUGUAGGCCCGGCUACAGAUCAAUCUGUAGAAGCAGCUGUAGAAAUAUCCACUGAAUCAGCCAUACAAACAUUUGUAGGGCCAUCUACAUCACUAUGUGCAGUAUCUGCUGUAGAAAAUUCUGCCAAAUCAGCCAUAUAUACAUUUUCAGAACCAGAUGUAAGAUCAAAACGAGUUAAAAAAUCUCAAAAACCAUGGACAACAGAAGAUGCUUCUUUCUCAAACCCGGCAAAAAAAAUCCAAGGCAGGCCAAAAAAAAAUGUAGAACAAGCUGCAGGGCCAUCUACAUCACAAUUUGCAGAACCUGCCGUAGAAAAAUCUGCCAAAUCGGCCAUACUUACAUUUUCAGAACCAGCUGUAAGAUCAAAACGAGUUAAAAAAUCUCAAGAACCAUGGACAACAGAAGAUGCUUCUUCCUCAACACCGGCAAAAAAAAAACGAGGCAAGCCAAAAAAUAAUGUAAAACAAGCUGCAGGGCCAUCUACAUCACAAUACGUAGAACUUGCCAUAGAAAAAUCUGCCGAAUCAGCUAUACAAACAUUUUCAGAACUAGCUACAGCACAAUUUGCAGGACCAGCUUCAGCACAAUUCGCAGAACCAGCUACACCACAAUUUGUAGAACCAGCCGUAGAAAUAUCUGCUGAAUCAGCCAUACAGCCAUUUCUAGAACUAGCUGAAGGAGAAUCUGCAAUCUCAGUUGUAGAACAAUCUAUCCAAACUGAAGAAAGUGAAGCAGCUGUUCGGGCUGUUGAAAAUGUCGUAAUAGACAUUAUUCCACGUUCGAGGCAACAGGCCAUUGAAUUGAUGAAGGAACUCAAACUACCAUUAGUUUUCAAAAGAACAAUAGAUUACGACCGUAUAAUGCACGCCAGAUUCCAAAAAGUAUUAAAGUUUCCAGAGGUAAACUCUUUCGCACAAACAAUCUAUACCUUCACUCAAUCAUCUUAUUUUAUAGAUGAUGUCCAAAAAAAAAGUUCAACGAUGUUCUGUCUUACUUUAAUGAGAUAUUUUAAUAUUUGUGUUCACAAACGUCUAAUAUACCAAGUCGAGAAAAGAUUCUACUUAUGGAAGAGGGGCUUGGUAUAUUUUCAGAAUAAAAUCAAAAGUGACUCAAAAAUUAACCAUAAGUUUAAAAAUCAACUAAAUCCCAAAUCUAUUUGGUGUUAUUUGUAUGGUCCCAUGUAUCUACUAAGAUUUAUUGAUGCUUUACCAAAAAUUUUGUUAUCAAAUUCGUGGUUUCCUGACUACGAUUUAGAAACCUUUGUUCAUCAAAUUAAAGAAUUGAUAAGGUUUUUGGCUGAUAAUUUUGAUACUUAUUUCUCUGACACUGAUUACAUUGACACUGAAAAUUUACGAGACCAAAUAUUAUUUAAUUUUUAAGAAAAUUCAAUUACAUUAUAAACUAUUAAAUUAGUUUAGUUUCAUAACUUUUUAUUAAGACAUUAAGAUACACAAUAUUAUGUAGAUAUAUUUAAUUCCUUGUUUAUAUUAUGUAAAAUAUUAACAGGCACUUAUUGAUUAUUCAUUAGCAUUCGUAGCUAUUAAUUAUUACAAAAGAUUUUCAUUUAGUUUUUUAUUAACUUUUAUUUUUAUUGUUAUGUUAUUAUUUAUAAAUUAUAAUUAAGUAAAUUAUGGCAUGGCUAACAUAAUAGUAUAUUUAUCCAUGCGUUUAAGUACAUUUUUUCUGCAGCGUCAAAAAGUGGAACAGCACAACGUUUCUAUAUAUUACGUUUUUAAGCCUUUAUCUGUUGACCGUGGUCCUAUAAUACUUCCCUCCCACACUACACUCAAAUAUAAUUAUUCUACUGGCAUUGUGGUGGUAAAAUAUUUGUUUUUGUACUGGAUAACUACUAAUUAUGACGAUUAUUUUAAGACUGAUAAUCUUAAGAUAAUGUGAUAAAAAUUAAAAUAUAGAAUUCAUAAAUAUAAUGAUAAUUUUAAUACA